AUGUCUUCUCGAUACGCUCAGACUCCUCAAACUCACCCCAUCUCCAUCUCGACUGCUGGAACUAGGAACAGGUACUUUGUAGACGACUACCGUCCCCGACCAUCGACCCAACCUCGCGCUCCCGCUGAACCAAUGGACUCGGACUCGGGAGAUAGUCGACAAAACCGGUUCUGUCGUCUCACCCAAGCCGAGCGUUCUCACCACGCGAAUGAAGGUCGUCGUGGACCUGGGACUUUGAAUCCCGGUUUACCUUCCGAGAGUCAAGCGCAAUUUGAGGAACCUGUUAGACCGCCGACGAGGAUCCCAGCUCAUCGUGACCCAACUCUCCACGCAUCCAGACCCGCCCCUCAACCACCUAGACGACCGUCUAGAGACGGAGUCUCAUCAUUGGGGAUGGAAGGCGUAUGUGAGUUGGGAGUUGAGAUGCCCCCGGUAGAGGUGCGGAGGUAUUUGAGGCGUGUCUCGAGGAGCAGGACUCGGAGGAGUGUGUCCCCGGAUUCUGACGAUUCGGAUGGCUCGGAUGAUUCGGGUGAUUCGGAUUGUACUGUCCGUCAGAGUAAUGUAAGCUCUAGGAGGCGAAAGACUCGGAGGAAAACUAGGAGUGGAGGUGCCAGAGAUAGUGGGAAGGAGGGUGUGGGAGGAUGGGAGAGUGAGGAUUUGGUUUCGGAUGAGGAGUUUGUUAGGAGGGUGUCGAGGUUGGAGCUUUGA
Molecule: messenger RNA, 708 nt
Organism: Coprinopsis cinerea okayama7#130
Lineage: Eukaryota; Fungi; Basidiomycota; Agaricomycetes; Agaricales; Psathyrellaceae
Exons: 1
Coding region: 1-708 (235 amino acids)
Source: RefSeq, a predicted model, not a curated record